Molecule: messenger RNA, 1277 nt
Organism: Phytophthora nicotianae INRA-310
Lineage: Eukaryota; Oomycota; Peronosporomycetes; Peronosporales; Peronosporaceae
Exons: 3
Coding region: 298-1188 (296 amino acids)
Cellular component (GO): membrane
Molecular function (GO): palmitoyl-(protein) hydrolase activity
Source: RefSeq, a predicted model, not a curated record
UGGAGACUGAUGCUCGACAUUUCUGGACGUGAUGACUGAGAGCUCCAGCCUAACGUCGUGGCUGCUCAGCGCGGCCUACACGGGCGGCACGCUGUGCGUGGGCGCACUGCUCCUUCUGUACAUGUACCAGGACCGGCUGCUCUACUUCCCCACAAUCCCGGGAGCCUCCAAGUUCACGAAAGACAAUCCUCCAGGUGCGGGAACUUCGGGUGGAGCACCACUGCUCCAGUACUGAUACCUCUGUUAUUGACAGGAUACCGGCACCCGGGAGAGUUCUCCAUCGACUAUGAAGAUCUGAUGAUCCCAUGCAAAGACGGCGUGAAGAUCAACGCGUGGCUGAUGAAGCAGAAGGAGCACACGACUCGUCCGACGCUCAUAUUCUUCCAUGGCAACGCUGGAAGUGAGCUCAUCGCCAGAAUACUGCUGCAUUCUGUUAAAACUUUGAUCUUGACAAUCGGUCUGCUCGCUGUAGACAUCGGCUAUCGUCUGCCAAACGCUGUGCAGUUGUUCCGAAAGGUGGGGGUGAAUGUUUUGCUGGUGGACUACCGAGGAUUCGGCCACAGUGAGGGAACGCCGUCGGAGGAAGGGAUCAAGCUAGAUGCUGAGGCUGUUUUGGACGCCAUGCACGCUCGCACGGACAUCGACUCGUCGAAACUCGUGGCGUUUGGGCGGUCACUGGGUGGAGCAGUGUCUGUCUAUCUUGCUGAGAAGGAGCCUUCUAGAGUGGCUGCUGUAGUGUUGGAAAAUACUUUCCUCAGCAUUUCAGCCAUGGUAGACGCAUUGAUGCCCUUCCUAUCCUACGUCAAGCCGCUUGUUCUGCGGAUGGACUGGAACAACGAGCGUGCUAUUCAAAAAAUAAAGCAGCCGAUCCUCUUCAUCGCAGGUAUGCAAGACGAGCUGGUGCCUCAUUCUCACAUGGAGAAGUUGCGCUCCCUCGCCGCCUCAAGUCAGCGUGUCGUGUGGUUUCCCGUACCUGGUGGAACACACAACGACUCGUGGCUGCGUGGAGGUGACAAGUAUUACUCGGAGCUGCGGCAAUUCCUGGACGCACUGGGCGGCGACACCACGUGUUUGGCCAGCGACAAGUCCUCGGACGAAGGCGUCUCGCCUCCGCAGGAAGAGAACGCCAUCCCGAACAUGCUACAGCAGCCGCUGCUCAGCUCACUCAAGAAACCUAAGAUCGAGUAGACAUAAACUACUUAUGUUGCUGCAAUGGGGCAAUGUUGCGCUCAAAUCGCCUAAGUUGAAGUGGUCUUUGUUGUGAUUGGCUGAUGGGU